UACAACCGAGAAGGAGGCUACGUGUAGUGGCAUGUGGUUGACGUCUUAUAAAAGGUGAACCGUCUUCCGAAAACAGCAGAUCAGUUUCAUCCUUCGCUUGGAGAACACAGCUCACAGUUCCAGUAGCCAAAAAAAAACUCGAAAUCCUCAAGAUGAUGUCCACACGUUUCGUCGUUGCUAUCGUCGCUGCCCUCUUCGUCCUCGCCAUCGCCGUGGACGCAGCCUACAAGAAACCACCGUUCAACGGCAGCAUUUUCGGCAAACGAUCCAACACCGUCACUGAUUACGACAUUAGCAGCCGAGCCAUGUCAUCCAUCUGUGAGACCGUCACCGAAACAUGCAACGCCUGGCUGUCCCGCCAAGAAUUCAACUGAAGAUAUCGAACCGACCAUGAACCAGCUCGAUGCGCUCCAAAAGCUGUUAAUGUUGCUUAGCCACUUUAUUAAAGUCUAAUACUACGAUCGAUACGCAAAUUCCUCAUUCAUGAAUUUCUUCGACGCGUUUGGGUUCGUCGCAUCGUCCAUGUCACAAGUUCUUGCAUAAUCAUGUAAUAUCAAGCUUCGAUUAGUGUACACUACUCUGUAAUAUUUUCUCGUAUAAUAAACCAUGACAUUUUAUUAAAAUUAA
Hylaeus volcanicus is the source of this 627-nucleotide messenger RNA. It is a transcript of the gene SIFa, whose product is annotated as SIFamide-related peptide. The transcript has 4 exons. Lineage: Eukaryota; Metazoa; Arthropoda; Insecta; Hymenoptera; Colletidae. Bases 153 to 374 code for a protein of 73 amino acids. The record is from RefSeq and is a predicted model, not a curated record.